UCUUAUAGACUGUUGAGUGCCUAGAAUAUGCUGGCACCAUGCAAAAAGGCACUCUGUAAACACUGUCACCCUCCUCAAAACCUUGAGAUUUUUCAUAUACAUCCUAUUCUCUCCAUUUGUGUAAAUCUGAGAGAUUUUGGAGGCAGAAAUACUUGCUGGCAGAUGAAUGGCAGAGCAAAUCCCAGAUCUAAACCUUAAGCCCAUGCUCUUGACCACUUCAUCUUUGAGUGUCUUAAUACGUAAAACAGUAUGUUCCUCUGCCUAACACUUUUCCUUUCCUGCCGCUGGACUGUACCCAGUAAUGUUAGAGCACUGUGUUUAAAGCAUCCCACUGACCACUAACCAAUGUGGCCAAGUAUUCACGUCACUUCUGCUAACGUUCAACAAAAUUACGGUGGCGGGCAGGUCACAGUGAUGCCCGAGUCCAGGAAGUGCGGGAAGGAGCCCUGCGCAAAGCAGAGAGCCUGCAGCUGGUGACCCUACCCAGGCCCCCGCCCUCUAUCCUGCAACCCCAAAUCGCUUUCGUGAACGGAAGGAGAGCAGCUGGCGGAUGUGGGUCCAGGGCAGAGGUUUUGCUGCGAAACCACGAGGACCUUGGAACGAGCCGAGCCGGCCCCGCCGCGGUGAUGGUGGCGUGUGUUUCCAGCCAUCUAAGAAAAACAGGAGACGGUGCUAAGACAUUCAUUAUCUUUCUUUGCCAUUUGCUCAGAGGACUUCACGCAGCCACAGACAAAGAAAAAGAUUCUUUGAUUUCCAAACAUAUUCACACUCACGGAAGGCAUUGGAAAACUUGUUGUCGGUGGAAAUUUAUUUCCCAAGCUCUUCUAACGUUUCAGACACAAGUAUUAGACCGUGUUGUGGACCAAUAUUUGAGUAGACACUUUCUGUCCAUCUUUUCUUCCUCCACUAAAGGGAGGAGGCUGUGUAGGAGCUCUUUCCAGUUGCUCUUAGAAGCAUACUUUGGUGGAAGAGUGGGAAGAAAUAAUCACAGCUUUAUUUCACAGUUGAUGUGCGACUACUUUUUCCAGUGUAUGGCUUGUGAAAGUGGGUGUGAAGAGGUAUCUGAGUUAGUGGAUGACUGUUUCGUAGAGCUGAACAUUGGUGUCACUGGCCUUCCUGUUUCAGAUUCCAGGAUCGUGGCUGGGCUUGUACUUCACAGAGACUUUUCUGUGUACUGUCCAGCAGAUGGUGACAUAAGAAUAGCGUUCGUAACGGAAACCAUUCAGCCUCUCUUCUCAACCUCUGGAUCAGAGUUCAUUCUAAAUUCAGAGGCACAGUUUCAGACCUCUCAAUUUUGGAUUAUGGAAAGGACAAAAGCAAUCAUGAAAAGCUUACAGAGUCAAAAUGUAAAAUUGCUCCUAUCUAGUGUGAAACAACCAGACUUAGUUAUUUAUUAUGCAGGGUUGAAUGGCAUAUCAGUGGUGGAAUGUUUAUCAUCGGAAGAAAUUUCUCUUAUUCAAAGGAUCAUUGGUCUUUCUCCCUUUGUACUGCCACAAGCCUCUUCGCAGUAUGAAAUCUCCAGCACUGCUUUGGUGAAAUUUUGUAAGCCCCUUAUCCUUAGAUCCAAAAGGUAUGUUCAUCUUGGCUUGAUUAGCACAUGUUCAUUUAUACCACACUGUAUGGUUCUUUGUGCACCAGUGCAGGGUCUUGUUGAACAACAUGAGGGUGCUUUACAUGGAGCGUUUAAAAUGCUUCGGCAGUUAUUUAAAGACCUUGAUCUGAGUUACACGACACAAACCAGUGGCCAAAAUUAUACAUCAAGUCCUCUUACUUAUAAGAGUAGGGAAAGUAAUCAGUUGCCAGAAAUUGUUAGUGGCUCAAUACAAAGGCCACCUCAGGGCACAGUUGAAAAGAACGAAGGUGAACUGGCAAAAACUCACACAUAUUUAAAAGUACAUUCAAAUUUGGUAGUUCCAAGUGUAGGAUUAGAAACAUGUAUUUCUUGUUCAACACCAAAAGUGAUACCAGCAGAUACACACCAGACAGAUGAAACACGGAGAUGUUUAUCUGCAAACAAAACCAGGAUAAUUGAUGAUCGUGAUUUGUUUAUUGAGAGUGAUCCUACUACUGAGUCAACAGCAGAAAACACUAGAGUAGAAGCUUCUUAUGAAAAUUUAUCGAUCACGAAAAUGGCUGGAAAGGGUCGUAUGUUACCAGUGAGGUGUAAGCCACUGGAGAUGGGUGCUUCCCAGAGCUACUCUUUUUCAUCUAUACCAGCAGGUUGUGUUUUGCCAGUGGGUGGUAAUUUUGAGAUCUUGUUACAUUACUAUCUUCUCAACUAUGUCAAAAAAUGCCAGCAAUCUGAAGCAACCAUGGUUGGUAUGAUAAUAGCUAAUGCACUUUUAGGCAUUCCCAGAAUCCUGUAUAAAUCUAAGAAAGGAAAUCAGAGCUUUCCACAAGUAUAUGUAAGAGCUCUCCAAGCACUGCAAACCAACCAACCCAUGGGAAGCAGUCAGACAGGUUUGGAAUCAGUAUCUGGUAAAUACCAGUUACUAACUUCAGUUCUUCAGUGUUUGGCAAAAAUUUUAGCCAUUGAUUUGGUAAUCAGUAUUAAGAGACAGCCUCAGGAAAUUUAUGAUCAAGAGUCAGAAGAAGAGCUAUGAAGUCGGAAAGUCUUUAUUAAAAAACAGUUAUAAUCCAACUCAAGCCAAAAAGCAAAGCAGGCAUAUGACUAUUGAUUCUCAAGUCAGUUCAGUCUAGGUAGGAAAACAGCAUGAUUUAAAAAGUCUUUCGAGGAAGUACACUAAGAGGCCAGCAGACAUUCAGACACAAAUAUUAGAUUGUUACGGAACAAUUCUGAGGAUAAAGCCUCCUGGCUGAGGGAAGCUAAGACCUGACUAAGUGUGUUCCUCCCCCCACACAGACACCUCUUAAUGUCCCUGUGUUUCAGCUCUGUGUCAGUCUGUGUGUUUAGGGGAGGGAGUUUCAUUAGAGCGCCUUUUCACUCUCCAUCUCUGUUCCCUCGCCUGUUUGUAUUUAGUUCAUAGAAUCAUUUAAUCUCAGAUUUGGAUGAGGUCUUCAAAUGCCAUCCUAUUUUAUUUUUUUAUUUAUUUUAUUUUAUUUUUUUAAAAAAUACAUUCCAUUGAUUUUCCAC
Myotis brandtii (Brandt's bat) is the source of this 3094-nucleotide messenger RNA. It is a transcript of the gene BBS10, whose product is annotated as Bardet-Biedl syndrome 10. NCBI's taxonomy places the organism in Eukaryota, Metazoa, Chordata, Mammalia, Chiroptera, Vespertilionidae. The record is from RefSeq and is a predicted model, not a curated record. The transcript is spliced from 2 exons. Gene Ontology annotation, biological process: chaperone-mediated protein complex assembly. Gene Ontology annotation, molecular function: ATP binding. Bases 627 to 2603 code for a protein of 658 amino acids.